This is a messenger RNA of Bradysia coprophila, 16127 nucleotides long. RefSeq names its product Ryanodine receptor (gene RyR). Gene Ontology annotation, biological process: intracellular calcium ion homeostasis; release of sequestered calcium ion into cytosol by sarcoplasmic reticulum; striated muscle contraction. The record is from RefSeq and is a predicted model, not a curated record. Gene Ontology annotation, molecular function: ryanodine-sensitive calcium-release channel activity; protein binding. Gene Ontology annotation, cellular component: sarcoplasmic reticulum membrane; sarcolemma; calcium channel complex. Lineage: Eukaryota; Metazoa; Arthropoda; Insecta; Diptera; Sciaridae.
AGUUUGAUCUAGGCUGCGACGGAAUCAACACGAAUGAAGUGAUAAGUGGAAGUAAAAUUAUGGAAAAAAUAAAUUUGUUUUUAAUGGCACAAUCUGUGUAACAGGAAGCGAUAGUGUAAACGAGAAAAUAUUUGUGUAGAUAGACAACUUGGGUGACGUCUAUUGUGACGUCCCUCAAGUAAUCGAACAGAAAAUUAAGAAAAUAAACGAAAAUGGCUGAAGCGGAAGGAGGAUCGGAGCAGGAUGAUGUUUCAUUCUUAAGAACGGAAGACAUGGUUUGCCUAUCAUGUACAGCAACAGGCGAACGUGUAUGUUUAGCAGCUGAAGGAUUUGGCAAUCGUCACUGUUUCCUCGAAAAUAUUGCCGAUAAGAAUAUUCCACCGGAUCUAUCGCAAUGUGUUUUCGUAAUCGAACAGGCACUGUCAGUGCGUGCCUUGCAGGAAUUGGUUACAGCCUCUGGUUCGGAAACGGAAGGAGAUUCAUUAGGAAAAGGAACGGGUUCAGGUCACAGAACUCUACUGUAUGGUAAUGCCAUUCUUUUACGCCAUCAAAACAGUGAUAUGUACUUAGCAUGCUUAUCAACAUCAUCGUCCAACGACAAAUUGUCUUUCGAUGUUGGUCUGCAAGAACACAGCCAAGGUGAAGCGUGCUGGUGGACGGUACAUCCGGCCAGUAAACAGAGAUCAGAAGGUGAAAAAGUACGAGUGGGAGAUGAUUUAAUUUUGGUGUCUGUUGCAACUGAACGUUAUUUGCACACAACCAAAGAGAAUGAUUUAUCCAUUGUGAAUGCCAGCUUUCACGUAACACAUUGGUCGGUACAACCUUUCGGCACGGGUAUAUCUCGUAUGAAAUAUGUGGGCUUCGUAUUCGGUGGAGAUGUGUGUAGAUUUCUGCAUGGCGGUGACGAGUGUUUGACUAUACCAGGAACGUGGAGUCCAGAACCUGAACAGAAUAUCGUCAUAUAUGAAGGUGGUUCGGUAAUGGCACAGGCCAGAUCACUGUGGCGAUUAGAGUUAGCAAGAACAAAAUGGUCUGGAGGUUUUAUUAACUGGAGUCAUCCGAUGCGAAUUCGUCAUAUCACCACAGGAAGAUAUCUGGGUGUGAACGAUAGCAAAGAACUUGUUUUGUUUCGUCAUACAGAAGCCAAUCUUCAGAAAACAACAUUUUGUCUCCGGCAAGAAAAGGACGAUCAAAAAAUUGUACUCGAAGAUAAGGAUCUGGAAAUAAUCGGUGCACCAAUCAUCAAAUAUGGUGAUUCGACUGUUAUACUACAGCAUUCAGAAACGGGAUUUUGGGUCAGUUACAAAUCUUACGAAACGAAGAAAAAAGGAGUGGGAAAAGUCGAAGAGAAACAGGCAAUCCUUCACGAAGAAGGUAAAAUGGAUGACGGCCUGGACUUCUCCCGGUCCCAAGAAGAAGAAUCGAAGACUGCUCGCGUCAUUCGAAAGUGUAGCAGUCUAUUUACGAAAUUCAUUAAUGGCCUCGAAACGUUAACACAAAAUCGUAGACAUUCGAUGUUCUUCCUCACAGUCAACCUAGCCGAAUUGGUUGCGUGUUUGGAAGAUUUGAUAAAUUAUUUCACACAACCUCCCGAUGAUAUGGAGCACGAAGAGAAACAAAAUCGUUUCCGGGCACUGCGCAAUCGUCAAGAUUUGUUCCAGGAGGAGGGUGUUCUCAAUUUGAUCUUGGAAGGCAUUGACAAGAUCAAUGUCAUUACAUCACAAGGAUUUCUAGCUGGAUUCUUGGUGAACGAAGAAACCGCCACCAACUGGGAAUUGAUUUCCGGUUAUCUGUACCAACUCUUAGCCGCCAUCAUUAAGGGAAAUCACACCAAUUGUGCACAGUUCGCCAAUUCGAAUCGAUUGAAUUGGUUGUUCUCGCGGUUAGGUUCGCAGGCGUCCAGUGAGGGAUCUGGCAUGUUAGACGUGCUACAUUGUGUGCUCAUCGAUUCGCCGGAAGCGUUGAAUAUGAUGCGAGAUGAGCACAUUAAAGUUAUCAUCAGUUUGUUGGAAAAGCAUGGCCGCGAUCCCAAAGUUCUGGAUGUUUUGUGUUCACUAUGCGUGGGUAACGGGGUUGCGGUUCGAUCGUCGCAGAACAAUAUUUGCGAUUAUUUGUUACCUGGCAAAAAUCUCUUGUUGCAAACCCAAUUGGUCGAUCAUGUGGCCAGCAUUCGUCCAAAUAUAUUUGUCGGUCGUGUAGAAGGAUCGUCCAUGUACCAAAAGUGGUACUUUGAAAUCACCGUUGAUCAUAUCGAGCAAACCACUCACAUGACGCCGCAUUUACGUAUCGGAUGGGCGAAUACAGCCGGGUACAUUCCCUAUCCAGGCGGAGGAAAAAAAUGGGGUGGAAAUGGUGUAGGAGAUGAUUUAUACUCGUUCGGUUUCGAUGGUGCAUUUCUAUGGACAGGCGGUAAGAGCACAGCUGUCCUUUCAGAUCUACCGUUGGAACCGUACAUACGUAAAAAUGACGUAGUCGGUGUAGCACUCGAUUUGAGUGUUCCAAUUAUUUAUUUCACAUUUAACGGAGCGAGGGUUCGUUCCAACUUUAGAGAUUUCAAUCUCGACGGAAUGUUCUUUCCAGUCAUGAGUUGUUCAUCGAAACUGAGCUGUCGAUUUUUACUUGGAGGAGAUCACGGUCGCCUGAAAUAUGUUCCACCAAUGGGAUUCUCGCCACUUGUACAAUGCCUAAUGCCUCAUCAGAUUCUCAGUCUCGAUCCCUGUUUUUACUUCGGCAAUUUGAACAAGAAUGUUUUGGCGGGGCCAUUUUUAAUUGAAGACGAUACACCGUUUGUGCCAAAUCCAGUCGAUACUGCAACCGUAGCAUUGCCGAGCUCUGUCGAUUCGAUCAAAGAAAAAUUAGCGGAAAAUAUCCACGAAAUGUGGGCGUUGAAUAAAAUUGAGGCUGGAUGGACCUGGGGCGAACGUAGAGAUGAUUUGCACAGAAUACAUCCUUGCUUGACGCAAUUCGAGAAACUUCCGCAUGCAGAAAAACGUUACGAUUCACAGUUGGCCGUACAAACGUUGAAAACGAUUAUCGCUCUCGGUUACUACAUAACAAUGGACAAACCACCAGCGAGAAUUCGUCCCAUUCGUUUACCGAACGAGCCGUUUAUGCAAGCAAACGGUUACAAGCCCGCCCCGCUAGAUCUGAGUGCCGUAUCCUUAACACCGAAAUUGGAAGAUCUUGUCGAUCAACUGGCCGAAAACACACACAAUCUAUGGGCCAAGGAGCGAAUACAACAAGGAUGGACGUAUGGACUGAACGAAGACUCAGAUAAUCAUCGCAGUCCACAUCUGGUACCGUAUGCUAAAGUUGACGAGGCAAUCAAAAAAGCAAACAGAGAUACAGCCUCCGAGACUGUACGAACGCUAUUGGUGUACGGCUACAAUUUGGAUCCACCAACUGGCGAAGGGAACGAGGCCUUAUUGGCAGAAGCUUUAAGACUAAAGUUUGCAGCGUUUCGUACAUAUCGCGUUGAACGUAACUAUGCUGUAACGUCGGGCAAAUGGUACUUCGAAUUUGAAGUUCUGACAGCAGGUCCGAUGAGAGUCGGAUGGGCUAAAGCAGAUUGUAGUCCUGGAGCAAUGUUAGGUGCUGACGAAACCACUUGGGCAUUUGACGGUUAUAAUGAAGAAAAAGUUUAUGGAGGCUCGACCGAGUCUUUCGGAAAGCAAUGGGGUCCCGGUGAUGUUGUCGGUGUCUUCUUAGACUUGGUUGAUCAUACCAUCAGUUUUUCACUGAAUGGUGAGCUGUUAAUGGACGCAUUGGGUGGUGAAACGACAUUCGCUGAUGUUACCGCCGAAGAUGUAGGAUUUGUACCGGCUUGUACAUUAGGAGUCGGCCAAAAGGCUAGACUAACAUACGGACAAAAUGUCGAUUUACUGAAAUAUUUCACAACGUGCGGUCUACAAGAGGGAUAUGAACCGUUUUGUGUAAAUAUGCGACGACCUGUUACCCACUGGUACACUAAAGAUCAACCAAUUUUCGAAAAUACUGAUGACAUGAUGGACUGUCGAAUCGACGUAGCUAGAAUACCUGGAGGAUCCGAUACACCUCCGUGCUUGAAAAUUUCUCACAACACUUUCGAAACAAUGGAGAAGGCAAAUUGGGAGUUCUUAAGAUUGUCACUGCCAGUCACUUGCCUGUCUGACUUUAUUAGUGAACAAGAAAAACGUCGUCGAUGGGACGAAAUUAAGAUAAGACAACACCGAUUGCAGUCAGAAAUGAAUGAGUCUCAGGCAGAAGCGCCAGCGCACAUCGAUCAUAUUAUGAAAAGUGGUUUUACCAUGAACGACCUUAAAGGAUUGAACAGAAAUUUUGGAGACGAUGCAGCCGAAGCUGAUGAUAUGUUGAGAUCAAAUCCCCAAAGACCACCACGGAAAUUGUCGUUAACUCAGAACGGAUAUGACAGUGCAGAGAUGAAUGUUCAAAUGCAACGUUCGGCCAGCGCGUUAAACAUAGAACCAUUUCAGCCAGAAGAUGGUGCCGCACUGGAAGAGGGUGUUGACAAAAAGAGAAGCCGAAGUCCGUUUAAAUUUUUCAAAAAGAAUCGUUCACAGAGCAAGGAUAAAUUUAAGUCGAAGUCAAAGUCUCCAGACGCAGUGAAUAGGCGCGUAAUGGGCCGAAAUGUCGGUCCACCUCAAAUGGCGGGCAAAUCCCCAAAAGUCAAAGCAUCGGAUACUGACCUAAAAAAUCACGCACAUUCGGAACGGCCAUCAAACGGCAAGACGACAAUGACAGUGAGUGCAUUGGGCACUCAUAUCGAAUCAAGUGGAAACGAGGUCUAUGACGCUGAAUGCAUGAAGUUAAUAAACGAAUACUUUUAUGGCGUUCGUAUUAAUCCUGGUCAGGAUCCUACGCAUGUUUACGUCGGUUGGGUAACAACUCAGUACCACUUGCAUAGCCGAGAAUUUAAUAGUAAGAAAGUAAGGAAAGGUUCAGUGUUUAUCGAAGACGACUAUCAGCAAGUGAUCGAUCGUAUAGACCGUCAAAGUUGCUACGUUGUUCGAGCAGAUGAACUGUAUAACGAAGUGACACAAGAUGCUACCGGUAAAGGGGCAACACAGGGCAUGUUUGUUGGAUGCUUUGUCGAUACGGCAAUGGGCGUCAUAAGAUUCACAUGCGAAGGAAAGGAAACGUCACAUCGCUGGCAAAUGGAGCCGGAAACUAAACUCUUUCCAGCUAUUUUCGUAGAAGCAACGAGCAAGGAAAUCUUACAGAUUGAGUUGGGUAGAACGCCAACAACUUUACCGCUAUCCGCUGCUGUUUUACCAACCAGCGAUAAGCACGUCAAUCCACAGUUUCCACCUCGUCUAAAGGUGCAAUGUCUCAAACCUCACCAGUGGGCUAGAGUACCGAAUCAGUUCUUGCAAGUGCAUGCACUGAAGUUAUCGGAUAUUCGAGGAUGGUCUAUGUUAUGCGAAGAUCCCGUAUCAAUGCUGGCAUUACAUAUUCCAGAGGAAGAUCGCUGUGUAGACAUCUUGGAAUCAAUUGAAAUGGACAAAUUAUUGUCGUUCCAUUCCCAUACCCUAACAUUGUACGCUGCACUCUGCUACCAAUCGAAUUAUCGAGCAGCUCAUGCAUUGUGCCUUCACGUCGAUCAAAAGCAACUGCUGUAUGCUAUCAAAUCGGAGUAUAUGUGUGGACCGUUGCGGCAAGGAUUCUACGAUUUAUUGAUUGCCCUGCAUUUGGAGUCGCAUGCUACAACAAUGGAGGUGUGCAAGAAUGAGUUCAUCGUGCCACUGGGACCAGGAUUGAAAGAGCUGUACCGAGACACUGAAAUGUGUCAUUCAUUGCGAUCGUUGCAAACCGAGUCCGUGAGACCCAUACUAAGGAUGACCGAUAUAGCUGAGCCACAUUUCCUGCCCCACUAUACAUCCAAUUUAGCACCGGCUGUUUCUAGUGACCAAAUACCGACGAUUGACUCACUCUAUUCGCCGAAAUUUGCGCUCGAAGUGGUCAGAACGUUUGUGAUGGAAGCGCUCGCCGAGGCCGUCGAAGUUAAUCAGGUCCACAAUCGUGAUCCGAUCGGUGGCAGUAACGAAAAUCUUUUACUACCGUUACUCAAACUGACCGACAGACUGUUGUUGGUUGGAAUUUUAACCGACGAAGACAUACAGAAACUUCUGAUCAUGAUCGAUCCAGAAACGUGGGACUCUACGUUCGACAGAGAAGGUAAAGACGAACAUCGCAAAGGUCUUCUCACUAUGAAAAUGGCUGAAGGAGCCAAACUGCAGAUGUGCUACCUUUUACAUCAUCUUAGCGAUGUACAAUUACGUCAUCGUGUCGAAAGCAUUGUUGCCUUCUCGCAUGAUUUUGUCGGUGAUCUCCAGGCCGAUCAACUGCGUCGUUAUAUCGAAAUUAAAGCUUCCGAUUUGCCGAGUGCUGUUGCAGCUAAAAAGACGCGUGAAUACCGUUGCCCACCGCGUGAACAGAUGAAUGCCAUUUUGGGAUUCAAAGACAUGGAUUCAACUGAUGUUGAGAAUUGCCCAUGUGGUGUGGAUUUACGCGACAAUUUCAUGACUUUCCAUGAGCAAUUUUUGAGUAAAAUUUCGUUGAACGCUCUGGAAGAGCCCGAACCGGAAGAAGAAGUCGAAGAAGUUCCCCAGCCCGGACCAUUCACUAAGUUCUACAACUUCAUUAAUGUCAAAGAAGAGGAACCUGUUGUCGAGCCAGAAGAACCGGAAAUAAAGACUCCGGAGGAAUUGUUCCGAAAAGUAUUAAUCAAAACGAUUAUUGGUUGGGCGAAGGAAUCACAGAUUGAAAUGCCGAAACUAGUCAGGGAAAUGUUCAGUUUAUUGGUGCGACAGUAUGAUACCGUUGGUGAAAUGAUCCGAGCAUUGGAGAGGACCUACGUCAUCAACACUAAAACCAAAGCUGAUGUUGCUGGUAUGUGGGUCGGUUUGAGUCAAAUAAGAGCAUUACUGCCGGUACAGAUGAGUCAGGAAGAAGAAGAAUUGAUGCGAACCAGACUGUGGAGGCUUGUCAACAACCACACAUUUUUCCAACAUCCAGACUUGAUUCGUAUAUUGCGCGUCCACGAAAACGUUAUGGCUGUAAUGAUGAACACUUUGGGAAGACGAGCUCAGUCCAUCGGUGAUGCACCGGUUCAAAGUGAAGGAGGUGAAGCGCCAGUGAAAGAGAAAGAUACGUCACACGAGAUGGUGGUGGCUUGUUGUCGCUUCCUUUGUUACUUCUGUCGUACAAGUCGUCAGAACCAAAAGGCUAUGUUCGAUCACUUUGAUUUCUUAUUAGAAAAUUCGAACAUCUUACUGUCACGUCCCAGUCUGCGUGGAUCAACGCCGUUAGAUGUUGCCUAUUCGAGUUUGAUGGAAAAUACCGAAUUGGCACUUGCACUGCGUGAACAUUAUUUGGAAAAAAUUGCCGUUUACCUUUCCCGGUGCGGUCUUCAAAGUAACUCAGAACUGGUAGAGAAAGGUUAUCCCGAUCUCGGAUGGGAUCCAGUUGAAGGUGAACGAUAUCUAGAUUUUCUACGGUUCUGCGUGUGGGUGAACGGUGAAUCAGUGGAAGAGAAUGCCAAUUUAGUAAUUCGAUUGCUAAUCCGUCGCCCAGAAUGUCUGGGACCAGCACUGCGCGGUGAAGGUGAAGGCUUACUUCGUGCUAUCAUUGACGCAAAUAAAAUGUCCGAGAGAAUCUCCGAACGACGCAAAUAUCACGAGGAACCAGAAAGUGAAAUGGAUGCAGAUUUCGUACAUCCACUGCCCGAAGGUGAAGAAGACGAAGAUUACAUUGACACGGGAGCGGCAAUACUUGGUUUCUAUUGUACUCUUGUUGAUUUAUUGGGACGAUGUGCACCGGAACCCUCAGUUAUCGAUCUGGGAAAGAACGAAUCGUUGAGAGCGCGUGCCAUUUUAAGGUCUUUAGUACCACUUGAAGAUUUACAAGGAGUGUUGGGCUUGAAAUUUACUCUGCAACAACAAGCACCAGGGGAAGAAAGACCCAAGUCAGAUGUGCCGUCUGGUUUACUUCCGGGACACAAGCAAAGUAUUGUGUUGUUCUUGGAACGUGUCUAUGGCAUUGAGACCCAUGAGCUAUUCUUUAAGAUUUUGGAAGAAGCAUUUUUGCCAGACUUGAGGGCGGCCACAAUGCUCGAUAAAAACGACGGCAGUGAGAGUGACAUGGCUUUGUCCAUGAAUCGUUACAUUGGUAUCUCCAUUCUGCCAUUGCUCAUAAAACACUCUAGGUUCUACAGCGAAGCUGAUAACUACGCCAGCUUAUUAGAUGCUGCACUGCACACUGUCUAUCGUUUGUCCAAGAAUCGAAUGUUAACAAAAGGACAGAGAGAAGCCGUUUCUGACUUCUUAGUUGCCCUAACAUCACAAAUGCAACCUGCUAUGCUGUUGAAGCUAUUACGGAAGUUAACUGUUGAUGUGUCCAAGCUAUCAGAGUAUACAACUGUGGCAUUGAGGCUCUUAACUUUGCAUUAUGAACGCUGUGCCAAAUACUACGGGUCGAGCCAGGCCCAAACCACAUACGGUGCCUCGUCUGACGAAGAAAAACGUCUGACAAUGAUGCUCUUCUCGAACAUCUUUGACUCGUUGAGCAACAUGGAAUACGAUCCGGAAUUGUUCGGAAAAGCGUUACCAUGUUUAAUAGCCAUUGGCUGUGCUCUGCCACCAGACUAUUCAUUGCCACAGAAAAACGAUGACGAUCCUUACGACAACGCUACAGGAAACCCUGAUAAUCCACAAUACAACCCGCAGCCAAUCAACACCAGCAACAUUACGUUGGACAAUGACCUAAAUUCGAUUGUGCAGAAAUUCAGCGAGCAUUACCACGAUGCUUGGGCCAGUAGAAAGAUGGAGGCACAGUGGCAGUUUGGCGAUUCAUGGUCGGAUUCAAGUAAAACACAUCCGCGAUUGAAACCGUACGGCAUGCUGAAUGAUUAUGAGCGAGAACGAUACAAGGAACCGGUUCGUGACUGUUUGAAAGCUCUAUUGGCUUUGAAUUGGUCCGUUGAACAUUCAGAUGCUGAUGCUCCACUAUCCCAUCGUGGAUCAACCAGACGACAAUCGAAACCAACUGUUGAUUUUCAGGCGGAAGGUAGUAACGCCUUCGAUUACAAUCCACAUCCGGUGGAUAUGACUAAUUUGACACUCAGUCGAGAGAUGCAAAAUAUGGCCGAGAGAUUGGCGGAAAAUUCACACGACAUAUGGGCGAAAAAGAAACGCGAAGAAAUCGACACAUCCGGUGGCAUAAUUCAUCCUCAAUUAGUUCCCUACGACUUGUUAACGGACAAAGAGAAAAAGAAAGAUCGUGAAAGAUCGCAGGAGUUCCUUAAGUAUAUGCAGUACCAGGGACUCAAGUUGCACAGACCAUCCAAAGCAGGCGUGGGUUCAGUCGAAGGUGAACCUGGUGUGAUUCAAGCAUCCAUUGAAUUGCGCUUCGCCUAUUCUCUGCUGGAGAAAUUAAUUGCGUACUUGGAUCGAGCCACAAUCAACAUGAAAAUGUUACGACCAUCAGCAACGUUCAGCAGACGAACGUCGUACAAAACGGCCUCACGCGACAUCAAAUUCUUUUCCAAAGUCGUUCUACCUCUGAUGGAAAAGUAUUUCUCGACCAAUCGAGGUUAUUUCAUUGCGGUCGCAACGGCCACGAACAACAUUGGUGCUGCCUCUCUGAAAGAGAAGGAAAUGGUGGCCGCGAUAUUCUGUAAAUUAGCUAGUCUUCUCAGGCAUCGAUUAUCGGCAUUUGGGCCCGAUGUCCGUGUAACAGUGCGCUGUCUUCAAGUAUUAGUGAAAGCUAUCGAUGCGAAAUCAUUAACUAAGAAUUGCCCGGAAUUCAUUCGAACUUCUAUGCUGACCUAUUUCAACAACACUGCCGACGAUUUGGGACAGACGAUUGUUAAUCUACAGGAUGGUAAAUUUAGUCAUCUCCGCGGCACCCACUUAAAAACCUCUACGUCAUUGACGUAUGUGAACCAGGUGAUAUUGCCGGUUCUUACGGCUAUGUUUGAUCACUUAGCAUCAUGUGAUUAUGGUAGCGACAUGCUCUUGGAUGAAAUUCAAGUAGCUUCCUAUAAGAUCUUAGCGGCUCUGUACACUCUGGGAAUAGAUCCAACACUGACCAAUGAUCGCAAAUACUUAAAAACAGAAAUCGAGCGGAAUAAACCGAGUCUCGGCUCCUGUCUGGGAUCGUUCAGUUCAACAUUUCCAGUUGCCUAUUUGGAACCUCAUCUAAACAAACACAAUCCAUUUUCACUGCUGAAUCGCAUUGCUGAUCAUUCCCUAGAAGCUCAGGAUAUAAUGGUCAAAAUGGAAAGUUCCAUGCCAAAUCUGGAAACGAUCAUGGCCGAAGUCGAUCAGUUUGUUGAUUCCGAUAAAACGUACAACGACUCACCGCACAUCAUCGACGUUAUAUUGCCGCUACUGUGUUCAUAUCUACCGUUUUGGUGGUCACAAGGUCCAGACAACGUAUCGCCAACGAACGACAACCACGUUACGAUGGUAACAGCCGACCAUAUGAACCAUUUGCUGACCAACGUUUUGAAAUUAAUCAAAAAAAAUAUCGGCAACGAAAAUGCCCCAUGGAUGACUAGAAUUGCAGCGUACACGCAACAGAUCAUCAUCAAUAGUUCCGAGGAAUUGUUGGUGGACGUGUUUCUGCCGUUAGCCGAACGGAUGAAGAAACGGACGGAAAAUAUGUUCCACAAAGAGGAAAGUAUGCGAGGAUUUAUCAAGUCAGCUGCAGACGAUACGUCACAGGUGGAAGGUCAAAUACAGACCGAUUGGCAACUGCUGGUUCGAGACAUAUACUCGUUCUAUCCGUUGCUGAUCAAAUAUGUUGACUUGCAACGUAAUCACUGGCUGAAAAACAAUAUUCACGAGGCUGAAGAACUGUACAAUCAUGUCGCUGAAAUAUUCAACAUCUGGUCAAAGAGUCAAUACUUCCUGAAGGAAGAGCAAAACUUCAUUUCGGCCAACGAAAUCGACAAUAUGGCGCUGAUCAUGCCAACGGCCACAAGACGUGGUGCUAAUGUGAAUGAAGGCGCGCCCGUAACUGGAGGUAAGGUCAAAAAGAAGAAAAAGAAUCGUGACAAGAAACGCGACAAGAGUAAGGAAGUGCAGGCUAGCUUAAUGGUUGCCUGUCUGAAACGUUUACUUCCUGUCGGUUUGAAUUUGUUCGCUGGAAGAGAACAGGAAUUGGUUCAACACUGUAAGGAUCGCUACUUAAAGAAAAUGCUUGAAACGGACGUCAUUGAAUUUGCCAGAACUCAAUUAACACUGCCGGACAAACUCGAUCCUGCGGAUGAAAUGUCGUGGCAACAUUAUUUGUACUCGAAGUUGGGUAAGAAGGAAUCAGAGCCUGACGAUACAAGUGAAAAACUACCAACACCAGCAACAGCGAUUGAGAAAACUAAAGAGAAAAUAAUUGAGGAAACGGCCGACCGAAUUGUGGCUAUGGCGAAAGUAUUAUUCGGACUGCAUAUGAUUGAUCAUCCUCAACAACAAAGCAAAAAUGUUUAUCGCAGUGUCGUAUCGAUUCAGAGAAAACGAGCAGUUAUUGCUUGCUUCCGACAGGCAACACUUCAUUCACUGCCCAGACAUCGAGCCUGUAAUAUAUUCGCUCGGACAUACUUUGAAAUUUGGUUGGGAGCAGAAAAUGUCGGACAAGAGGUUAUGAUUAACGAUCUAACACAAUCAUUUGAAGAAGCUGAAAAGCAGAGAAAGCUGGGUGAUGAACCAGUUGCGAAACCGGAUCCAUUGUCGCAAUUGGUCGUAACAUUUUGCCGUGGAGCAAUGACAGAACGAAGUGGUGCUUUACAGGAAGAUCCGUUGUACAUGUCCUAUGCUCACAUUGUAGCUAAAUCGUGUGGCGAAGAAGCAGAGGAAGAAGAAGAGGAAGAGAGCGAAGAAGGAGAGAGAAGUGCCAUUCAUUUUUCUAUGGAAAUAUUCUGGCGACAAGAAAUGGAAAAACAGAAACUUCUUUACGCUCAAAAGCGCCUAAACAAACGAGGUGUCUCCGAAAUGGUGCUGUUGCAUAUAUCUGCCUCUAAGGGCAUACCAUCAGAAAUGGUAAUGACAACGCUACAGCUUGGUAUCUCUAUAUUACGCGGUGGUAACAUCGACAACCAAAUGGGUAUGCUCAACCACCUCAAAGACAAGAAAGAUGUAGGCUUUUUCACAGCAAUUGCUGGAUUGAUGAACUCUUGUAGUGUGCUUGACUUGGACGCGUUUGAACGAAAUACCAAAGCAGAAGUGUAUACGUCGAGUAUGGGUUCAGGUUUAGGCUGUGGGUCGGAAGGAGCCGCUGGCGAGAAGAAUAUGCACGAUGCUGAAUUUACUUGCGCUCUAUUUCGUUUCAUUCAAUUGACGUGCGAAGGACACAAUUUAGAAUGGCAAAACUAUUUACGAACACAGGCCGGUAACACAACCACAGUGAAUGUUGUUAUUUGCACGGUCGAUUACUUGCUACGUUUACAGGAGUCUAUCAUGGAUUUCUAUUGGCAUUAUUCAAGCAAGGAAGUAAUUGAUACAGCUGGUAAAGCGAAUUUCUUCAAAGCAAUUGGUGUAGCAAGUCAAGUCUUUAACACGUUGACUGAAGUCAUCCAAGGUCCUUGUUUACUGAAUCAACAAGCAUUGGCACAUUCCAGAUUGUGGGAUGCUGUCUGUGGUUUCCUGUUCUUGUUCUCACAUAUGCAAAACAAACUAUCGAGACAUUCUAGUCAAAAUGACUUAUUGACUGAGUUGAAUAACUUACAGAAAGACAUGAUUACCAUGAUGUUGUCUAUGCUAGAAGGAAAUGUUAUCAAUGGUACCAUUGGUAAACAGAUGGUCGACACAUUGGUCGAGUCCGCCUCGAAUGUGGAACUAAUUCUGAAAUAUUUCGACAUGUUUUUGAAGCUCAAAGACUUGAUUUCAUCACCAUCGUUCCUUGAGAUCGAUCACAAUAUGGAUGGUUGGGUGUUCCCCAAAGAUCUUAAAGAAAAAAUGGAGCUGACAAAGAAUUAUACACCGGAAGAAAUCGAGUUCAUUCUCGUUUGCAUGGAAGUGAAUCAUGAAGGUAAAGUGGACUACGAAACGUUCAGCGAUCGAUUCCAUGAAUCAGCCAAAGACAUUGGCUUCAAUUUAGCGAUGCUGUUGACGAAUCUGUCGGAGCAUAUGCCCAAUGAACCAAGAAUUGCACGGUUCCUUGAAACAGCUGGUUCAGUUUUGAGCUAUUUUGAACCGUUCAUGGGACGUAUCGAAAUUAUGGGCGGCUCCAAACGCAUCGAAAGAGUCUACUUCGAAAUAAAGGAAUCGAACAUUGAUCAGUGGGAGAAACCGCAAAUCAAAGAGUCGAAGCGAGCCUUUUUCUACUCGAUGGUGACUGAGGGCGGUGACAAAGAAAAACUGGAGUCAUUCGUCAAUUUUUGUGAAGAUGCGGUCUUUGAAAUGCAACACGCGUCUGGUUUAAUGUCCACUGAUGAUGGCAGCAGUACCACAAGGAAAGAAGCUCAGUAUACCUUCAUGAGUGAGGAAGACGAGGAACGAGCCGCUAAGGACCCGAUUCGACGUAGUGUACAGGCAGUCAAAGAUGGAUUCCAUUAUGCUAUUCAUAUGUUCAGUCCUGCUAAUAUCAAAUAUCAAAUAGGCGUCAUGCAGACGAUGUCCAUACCCGAAUUGAUAAUUGGCUUCUUCAAAACAUUUUUCUACGCCUUUUACUAUUCGGGUUUCGGUGUUUCACAGGUCAUAAAAUACAUCUUCGGCAUUCUUAUGUCGUUGAUGCGUGGCCCGGCUGAAGAAUAUGUUCAAAUAGUGCCGAUUGAAGAAGAGAAAACGAUGAGAGCUCUGCCAGCCCUACCAUCCGAAGAGACAACGGGAACGGUGUCAGCAUUUGGUUUAGAUAUAAGUAAAGAAGACACUGGUCAAUACAGAAUCGCUCCGCAUGAAUCCAAUCAACCGAGUCCAACGUCAUCUAUGGAAGAAACCGGUGAAAGUGGUCCGGAUGAUGCUUCGCCGACUGGUGAACUGAAAGCCGACGGAGAACCAGUUGAACAGCCAAUGACUUUAGUAGAUUUAUUGGGAGGUGACGCAGCGAAACGUGCCGAUCAAGAACGCAGUGAAGCUCAGAAAAUACAGGAAGCUGCUAUGGCCUCAAUCGAAGCUGAAGCCAAAAGAUCGACUGAGACCCAAGCUGAACCAGCAGCUGUGGCACAAAUCGACGUUUCGCAUUAUACACAUAAAGUAGUGAGCUUCUUAGCCAGAAACUUUUACAAUCUCAAAUAUGUUGCGUUGAUUUUGGCCUUCUGCAUCAACUUCAUGCUACUGUUCUAUAAAGUCAAUGUAUUUGGUGAGGACGGCGACGGUGAUGGUGAUGACGAUUUGAUUGGAUUUGGUUCGGGAUCUGGAAGUGGUUUUGGUGGCUCAGGUUCAGGAAGCGGCGAUGGCGAUGAUGAAGACGAGGAUGCACUGGAAACUGUUAUAGUUAAUGAGGACUUCUUUUACAUGGAACAUGUUAUACGUUUGGCUGCGUUCCUGCACAGCUUAUGUUCGUUGGCCAUGCUUAUUGCCUACUAUCAUCUCAAAGUUCCGUUGGCCAUUUUCAAGAGAGAAAAGGAAAUCGCUCGUCGGUUAGAGUUCGACGGUCUCUUCAUAGCCGAACAGCCUGAGGACGACGAUAUUAAAUCGCAUUGGGAUAAGUUGGUGAUAUCAACGAAAAGUUUCCCAGUCAAUUAUUGGGACAAAUUUGUGAAAAAGAAGGUGCGGCAGAAGUACUGUGAGACGUACGACUAUGAUUCGAUAUCAAAUCUGCUUGGAAUGGAAAAGAAUGUGUAUAAGACCGGUCCCGAAGUAGAGGAACAAACCGGUCUGAUUGCCUACAUUUUGAAUAUUGAUUGGCGCUACAAUGUCUGGAAGGCUGGUGUAACCAUUACCGACAAUGCGUUCUUGUACGCUCUGUGGUACUUCUGCUUUUCACUACUCGGAAAUUUCAACAAUUUCUUCUUUGCCGCCCAUUUGCUCGAUAUUGCCGUGGUAAUUCCGUCGUUGAAAACCAUUUUGCAAUCAGUAACGCACAACGGAAAACAGCUAAUGUUAACGGUGAUGCUGUUAACCAUCAUCGUCUACAUUUACACGGUCAUCGCGUUCAAUUUCUUCCGCAAAUUCUACAUCCAAGAGGAGGACGACGAAGUGGACAAAAAAUGCCACGACAUGAUGACCUGUUUCGUGUUCCAUCUGUACAAAGGUGUACGAGCCGGCGGUGGCAUCGGUGACGAAAUCGGCGAUCCCGUCGGCGAUGACUACGAAGUGUAUCGAAUCCUAUUCGACAUAACAUUCUUCUUCUUUGUCAUUGUCAUUCUGCUGGCCAUCAUUCAAGGUUUGAUUAUCGACGCGUUCGGCGAACUGCGUGACCAAUUGGAAAGUGUCAAGGAGGACAUGGAGUCGAAUUGCUUCAUUUGCGGCAUCGGGAAGGAUUACUUUGAUAAAGUGCCGCACGGAUUCGAUACGCAUGUGCAGCAAGAGCACAAUCUGGCCAAUUACAUGUUCUUCUUGAUGCAUUUGAUUAACAAACCGGAUACGGAGUUUACGGGCCAAGAGACGUACGUGUGGAAUAUGUAUCAGCAACGAUGUUGGGACUUCUUUCCGGUCGGUGAUUGUUUCAGGAAACAGUAUGAAGACGAACUGGGUAUUGGUGGCGGUGGUUAAGGAUUAUGACUCUCUGUUCGGUGUUUUAUUAUUAUUUUGUAAAAUGACAAUGUUAAACGAACGUUACAGAUUAGGAAGUAAUUUUACGGAUUUGUGGUAAGUUUUGAGAAAAUUUUUACGACAUAUUUUCUACUCCUGACAAUUCAAAUAUUGAGCAAUUUUAUUGAAAUGGAAUUGAAUAAAAUGGGAUGUUGAAACGAUAUUACUUUUAUCCGAACGAUCGAUUUCGUAUGUUUUUAAAUUAUUUAAGAAAAUUAUAUUUAUUCUGUCACCCGUCCCUCAUUGAACUUAGAAUUUAAACAAAUGAAAAAAGUUAAAUUCUUUAAAUUUUAGUGUAAAUAAAAUUUAAAUAAAAAAAAAGAUCUAGCAACAAAAAUAUAGUUCCAAAAAUAUUCUAAUUACACAUUUGUGAUCAAUCGAAUGCCUUUACAACCAGAAAAAUAAAUAAAUUUAAAUUUUUGUCAAUGUUUCUUCAAUAAA